AUGGCACAACGUUGCCCAGGAAAAGUGCGUCAACACGACACAUUAAGGAGUGGCGACUCCGCCUUCGACGUAGUGUCGUCGCCACGCCCAUCGUCAAAUCGCCCACCGACCGAGCCGACUAUCGUUGCCUCAUCUGCCACAACGCAGAAGACGCCAGCUGGACUGACUUCGUCAUGGUCUAGGCUUUAUGGUGUUCGCCACGAUUACUGUAUUAUGCCAUCAGCACUACUCUUAGUACUACUUGUUGGCACUUCACAAGGUCUUGUAUGUCUUACUUGUGUUCAAUCGCCGGGAACUACGCAAUUGGAUAACUUCCGGGUUUCUACCCGAUUGCCGGCUCCAACGUGUCGCAUGGAGCCGAUACGAUGUGAUCGAGAUCAGGACGUGUGCGUACGCAUUAGUAUGCAUAUUGGUAACUUCGCGAAAAGGUUAGUAUACAAGAGCUCCACCAUUGGCUUUUUAAUGAAGGUGCUUCCACAAUUUCUGGACUUUUACUAG
Strongylus vulgaris is the source of this 498-nucleotide messenger RNA. Lineage: Eukaryota; Metazoa; Nematoda; Chromadorea; Rhabditida; Strongylidae. The record is from the annotation of a GenBank genome assembly.